Molecule: messenger RNA, 1959 nt
Organism: Fusarium pseudograminearum CS3096
Lineage: Eukaryota; Fungi; Ascomycota; Sordariomycetes; Hypocreales; Nectriaceae
Exons: 4
Coding region: 1-1959 (652 amino acids)
Molecular function (GO): ATP hydrolysis activity; 5'-3' DNA helicase activity; RNA binding
Source: RefSeq, a predicted model, not a curated record
AUGGCUUCCAAGCUAAAGCCUGUAGAUAUUCCUACCUUUGCCACCACUCAGCUUGCACUUCUGGACCAAGAGCUCCAGACAGAGAUCAACGAAACAAGCGACCUCAUCUCUAACCACAGUCCCACAGCCCUGCAGCGCGCUGGUAUUGCUCUGACAAACCUAGUCGUCUCAGGCCAGCGCACCGGCCUUGGUGGCCGGACAGUUGUCGAGCUCUCCCCAGAUGCUGCUACGGGUUCGGCUGACGAACUGCCUGAGCAUGGCUUGCGCACGGGAGACAUUGUCCUUGUCGCCGAGCAGCCUGCCGGAAGCGCCAAGAAGCGCGAGGUGAAGGAUUUGGAAAAGAAGGGCGCCAGAGGUGUAGUGACAAAAGUGAGAAGGGAAUGGGUCUCUGUUGCCAUCGACGAGGGAAAGGAGGAAGUUGCCUUUACAGGGAGGGUCUGGGCAGUCAAGUUGGCCGACGAGGUGACAUACAAAAGAAUGAACUGGACAAUGGAGAAGCUGAACAAGAUGAAUGAGUCAGAAUACUCCAGCUUAACCAGAGUGCUUUUCGGCUUGUCAAGUCCAUCACCAGUUGCUGCAGACUUGACAAAGGAUGAAAGCGUGGGGAACCUUGACUGGUUUGAUCCCACACUCAACGAGUCACAAAAGGAUGCAAUUAGAUUUGCUCUAGCCUCCCUAGAGGUGGCUUUGAUCCAUGGACCUCCAGGAACUGGCAAGACUCACACUCUCAUCGAACUGAUUCUUCAGAUGAUCAGGCUGGAACAGAGAAUUCUCGUCUGUGGUCCUUCUAACAUUUCAGUUGACAAUGUUGUCGAGAGACUAGCCCCUCACAAGGUUCCGAUUCUCCGUCUGGGGCACCCGGCUCGUUUACUGCCUUCUGUUGUAGACCACUCUCUCGACGUACUCACCCAGACAUCAGAGGCUGGCGCAAUUGUAAAAGAUAUACGUACCGAGAUGGACACGAAGCAGGCCUCAAUCAAAAAGACAAAGAGCGGCAAGGAACGCAAGGCCAUCUACAACGAUCUUAAAGAAUUACGGAAAGAAUUUCGCGAGCGGGAACGCCGGUGUGUUAGCACCCUCAUUGGCGGUAGCAAGGUAGUCCUUGCGACACUACAUGGAGCAGGAGGCUACCAACUGCGAAACGAGGAGUUUGAUGUCGUUAUUAUCGAUGAGGCCAGCCAGGCUCUCGAGGCUCAGUGUUGGGUUCCUCUCGUAUCUGCUAAAAAGGUUGUCUGUGCUGGUGAUCAUCUGCAGCUCCCUCCAACUAUAAAGUCGACCAAUACCAAGGUCAAGGCACCAGUCAAAGAGGGCGUCGAAAUCACAAAGGGUGCCACGCUCGAAGUUACUCUGUUUGACAGACUGCUGGCGUUACAUGGACCCUCCAUCAAACGAAUGUUGACUACACAGUAUCGAAUGCACGAGAGUAUUAUGCGCUUUCCUUCUGACGAACUAUACGACUCCAAGCUUAUUGCUGCUGAUGCGGUGAAACAUCGUCUCCUCAAAGACCUUGAAUAUGAAGUCGAGGACAACGAGGAUACUAAUGAGCCUGUCAUCUUCAUCGAUACUCAGGGCGGAGACUUCCCAGAAAAGAACGAAGAAGACGACAAGGACACUCCCAAAAAGGGCAAGGCAAGUUUGCACGGCGACAGUAAGAGCAAUGAAAUGGAGGCAGCUCUUGUACAACAACACGUAAAGAAACUCGUGGCUGCUGGGGUUCGUCCGGAAGACAUAGCUGUUGUAACGCCUUACAAUGCUCAGCUUGCCGUCCUGGCUCCACUCAAAGACAAGUUUCCUGGUAUCGAGCUCGGCAGCGUUGACGGCUUUCAGGGUCGUGAAAAAGAGGCAGUAAUCGUGAGCCUGGUUCGAAGCAAUUCUGAAGGCGAAGUCGGCUUCCUUGGCGAGAGACGUCGUCUCAACGGUAAGGUGACAUCCCGAGGCUUCCCGUUCUGGAUCGGGUAG